Messenger RNA from Porites evermanni, 13436 nucleotides. The record is from the annotation of a GenBank genome assembly. Lineage: Eukaryota; Metazoa; Cnidaria; Anthozoa; Scleractinia; Poritidae.
AUGACCGAUUUGUAUGUAUUUCUAUUGUUCCUUUCCUGCAUUGGAUCGACUGUUCAUGGACAACCUAAUCCGUCCCUACGUAUAUUUCGAAACAAGAAUGAUCCAGAUGACGACAUUCAGCUGCCUUCUGUACAAAGCGAGUGUCCCACUACAGAGACUCCCCUUUGCGAUAAAUAUAAUGCUCGACGGUUCGAUGUCUCUGAUUCCUGCUUGUGUCAAUGCAAUCAACCUUCAGGGAGUUACACUUUCUUCGAACCGAACAACUCUUGCAUAAGAGUAAGCGAGGCUCGUCAGCAAGCAGGUAAGAAUUGUUUUUGUUUUGUUUGCCGUACUCAUUAUCAGAUAGAAGUCUGAAAAUCGACGUAAACUAUUAAGUCUGUUUUAUUUAAUAGGAAAAAAGGUUAGGAAACUUUUGCCUCUGUCUAUUUUCAAAAAUAAUUCUCGAAUACUGAAAGCUUUGAAUUAAAGCUUUAAUUAAGGUGUUGUUCUUUUCAUUCAAAGUCUGGUUCCAAGAGGCCGACAAAGGCUAGGAAACUUUUCUCUUUGUCUAUUUUCAAAAAAUAAUUCUCGUUUACCGAAAGCUUUGAAUGAAAGCUUUAAUUUAGGUGUUUUUCUUUCGAUUCAAAGACUGCUUCCAAGAGGCCGACAAUUUUUCUUCUAAGGUAGGAUAAGGUGCAGUGGUUUCGUUGUGGUUUCGGAUCUUCCCUUUUUUUAUGGUAAAUUGAUGGUAUGUAUAUGUAAGAUUUUGUUUUCCGUUACGUGUCACUUAACAGGUUAUUAAGUUUCUUUCAACACCGCGUUCACAUAUUAACCGGUCGCUAACUAAAACAAAUGUUCCAACGAAUUCCGCUUUUUGCCGUUCGUAGGAUCGAUUAACACAUAAUCACUUCAAUAAAGUGAUACACGUGAAAAGUGCAACAACUGUUGAUCAACAAACUUUUUAGCUCUUGUUGGGCGUUAAGCCGAGUAGAGCUCAUCCCGGCUAUUUUCGUUCAAUCGGUUCAACAUUUCGUUCAGCUUGUUUGAUCGAUGGCUUAUAUCAACAAUUAACCCCCCUGAGCUUUAGCACUAAAACAAAGAAAAUAAAGGGGAUACACGAGGCAAGCAAAAAAUUUUUUAAACUUGGUAUGGUUCGAACCAACAAUCCUCGGAUUGGAUCUACCCUCGCUCUACCGACAAAUUACAAGGCCUUUCUGUAGCAAGUUAAGGGUAAUCAGUUUUAAUUAGCAUGCGCAAUGAAUCGGCAUGGAAUACACAUUGAUAUUUAACCGACAAAUAUUAAUUUAGAAGAGCAGGAUAAAUUUUUGUACGAUAAUUAACUGACUUCGCUCCCUGAUUUGUUCAAAACUAUGGUCCAUAUCUUUCUAUAAAAAAAAGAACAUAAAUUGACAGAUAUUGAGUAUAAUCAAUAUUGGAUGUAACAGAAUUUGUUUUCCUCUCUCUUUCGCACAUCUUUUUUCUCAAAAUUUGGCCGAAUUCGCUUGCGGCUCGUGGUUCCAAUUGACUUUUGAACUAUUUCUACGUCAUUUAUAAUAAUGCCAAAAACGCAGCUAAGAGUGUUAACCUCUUUUCAGUCCGCAUAAAUGAUAAAUGGGACGCAAAUGAGCCACGUGUAAAGACUUAUGAAAAUUUAGCCAUUUCUUUGACACUUGAAAAUCAAGAGAAUUUCUGGCAAACCCGUUUACUGUGACUACCCUGUGUGCAGCCGCCCUGACCGAUUAGGAUUGCGAUCACUAGUGACACAACCUUUAUGCUUUAGGAACAAUUUAUUAAUUCCUAAAAGAUUAUUAUUCGGUGUUUUAUAGGUAAACACAGAUCCUCAGCAAUGCUUGAUUUGUACCAGUUCUAAAAUAAUCCCUAUUACGAAACGAAGCUGUGUUAAUAGAGUUCAUAUAAAAUGACGCUAUUCAUUUUAGUCUAUUUGCCUUAAAAAGACAUUGAUAAAGGAGAGUAUAUUAAAAUGAUUUUAAAAAAUGUACUGACUGCUAAGAAUUUUUUCAUAUUUCUUCCCCCUUUCUUGAACCACAGGAUGCGACUUGCUUUUUACCGACGAGACAGUAACUGGCCAUAUAACGUUCUUUUCCCCAAAUGGUCCAAAUGAACCUUCAAAAUCCAUCGGUCUUCCGACCAACAAGACUUGCAGCUUUAACUUUUUGGGAAAACUUUAUGUUCAAUACCUGGACUGCGCUGGGGACUGGAUAGAAGUACCAUCAGACGAAGUGAAAGCUGACUGGGAGCUUACAACUGGCUGGGCAACAAAUCAGUUACAAAUAUUGGUAAGCACAGAAAACAAACAGCGGCUGAACCACCACUCUAUAGGGGCAGCAGAAAAAUAAAUGAACCUCGUCUCUCGACAGUUUUAAUGUUGCUGUGGGUCCUCUUAUUGUACUCAAAUAGGGAAACUUCAGAGAACAGAAAAAAAAAUCCACACCCCUCUCCCCUCCCCUCCAUUCAAAGUCGUUUUCUACAGGUGGCUCGAACAGCGGGACAACAUUACAUGGAGGGGAUGGGAGAGGUCAAGAUUUAAUUUCCCCUUUCGAAGACGAUAAAAGGUCAGAAAGUCCCUUUAAUUAGGGUAAAGUGUCUUAACUUAUUUUGUUGCCGAUUAUAGGUACUGUGAUAUUGAUGUGACCAAGUGCAACAUCGUCAAUUUAAAAAAGAGUUUCAUUUACACGACAACAUGAAAAUUAUGAUACCCGUCUAGGAUCUUCGCACUUGAAAAUAGAACUCGGAAAUGGCCAAUUUAUAUUUAACUAUGCUGAGCGAUUGCAACCGUUUUAGUACAAAUUCGUUUGCUAUACCAAAGUACUCUGGCUCGCUUAAAUGGCAUUUCAUUUUUAUGCUAGACGCGUGUAACGUCUGACACUUUAAAGUCCUCUGUUAAGCGCCACAGAACGGCCUAUUUUGCACCUAUUUAUCGUUCUUACACUAGACAUUUAAGUUGUCUUAAAAGGACUUCAACGUCACAGACGACUUUAAGGCCCGUAGUACAAAAACGGCCAUAAAAGAUCUCUAACUGUUUCGAUUUGUCCAAUACACAUAUCACGGACUAAAAGAUGGGUAUGGAAAUUUCCAUCGUGAAAACAAUCCCGUGAAAUAAUUCCGUGCUGUAUUUUCUCAAACAGGUCAAAAGAAAUAUUUCAAAUUUUAUGAGCUUAACCAGGGGAAGGAUCUUCAGAGUAGCAGUUCAGUGUCGUGAUCUUAACAGCAGCAACCACGACGUAGGAAACACCACAUGCGCUAUGUUCAAAGUGGAAGCCGAAGGAGGAAUUUAUCUCUGUAAGAAAAUUCACAUUUGUGCAACGUGGUUCAGACUACUAUCAACGACUCACUUUGGAGAACUGGUUACAACUACAAACUUAGAACAAACGCCACUGAAUCGUAGUCAACAGUACAAACGACUUAUUGACUGAAUCAAGCAAAACUAACUACGAGAGAACGACUGGACAACUGACAACUUCACUAGCAAUAAACGACUGUUUAACUGUGACAAUUCUAUUUAUAGACGGAUCGAAACGCACCAAUGACAUUACGAGUCUUUAUGGCUAAUGACAUGACCGCCUAACUGACAGGUCACGACUUCUGUUAGUGACAUGUCGAAAACAUCCCGUAUGUCCCUUUCCCAGUGCCUUCUCGGUCUUCCUCUUUCUCAUCUCCCAUCUAUCUUUCCCUCCAAGAUGACCUUACCCAAGCCCUCACUUCUUUUCAUAAUUAUGGCCAAAAUACUUCAGCUCUUGUUUUUUUUUAUAAAGAUCUCUAACCAUUAAGUUUCCACUUUGAAUUCCUCCCCAGUUGACUUAAUUGUUCUGUGCUACGAUCACGAUAUUUAAAAUUUUCCCAUAGUACCUCAUUUCAAAAGCGUUAAUUAAGGCUGUUUUUCCAAGUAUCCAUGUGCUCACAGGCGUAUGUAGCGAUGAGGAAAACGUAUGUUCUCAAAAUUCUUAGUUUCGUUUCAAUAGAAACUAACAAUUUACAGAUGACUACUAGCUGUAAUCUGAGAAAGUCAAUGUCAGUGACUGGAACAUUUUAUAACUUUCAUUGUGAUAUAGCUGGAAAUGUUUUCCCAACAGCGUGCAUUCUCAUUGGUUACUUCAAGGUUACAUAACAUCUAACAAUGAAGCUGUUUCCCGUUCCCACCAAAAUUUCUGAGCGGGCAACAUUGCAAACUAUAGGACAUCAGAGGGUAACAGUGCACUGAUACCCGCAAAUGUUGACCGACCACCACCAUUACAGGGAGGUUUAAUGAAUUUCCAGCUUCAAAAUUUCCAGUUAUAGAACAAAUCAAGACUGGUCCCUCGGGAAAUAUUGAGAGUCUCGGGAAACAAAGUUAACUGUUUCCCUCGGGACCAGUGAUUAAGUGUUUAAUCUUUUUUAGGUCCAUUUCCUCAACCAGCUUCAUCAGGACAGUCAGCUACAUUACCGCCACCAACAGUGGAAAUAAUAAAUGCCACUGGGGGGACACUACGUCCCCCACCCACCUCUACAGAACAACUAUCGUCACAAAGCACUGGAAGGGUCACAAGUGAAGUAAGUAUCUGAAGUCCAUGAAAUUGAACAUUCUUCUUCCUUUUGUGACCAAUAUCAGGGUGGCUAUUGUACUCACUGCAUUUAAUCAAAAAAGUGUGUAGAGUGGUAACUGUUCCUUGGCUAUGCUAAACUAAUAUAUUGACUCUGGUAAAAGGUGGCAAUUUUUUUUUCCAAUUAACUUUUAAUAACCAGGGGUAGAAAAAUGGAUUGUUCACUAAUAACAAUUUUGAAUGAAUGUUCCAGUAUGACAUUAAAGCACGUUAAAUGGUCUCAUAAACACUCCUUGUAUUGAAACCUCAAUAGCCAUUGAUAGGUACACAAUUGACGAAUGAAAUUAUUGUUUUUAGUUACAUCUCAGACAAUUUCCAGCCAGAGGUUUUGGUGGAUUUAAAUGAUUCAAAGUCAUCAAUGAUUCAAGUCAGAGAGAGCAUUUUGCCCCCUUCUCCCCUCCCCUUCUUCUUUGGGGAGUUUUUUCUCUCUCUCUUUUUCUUUUUCAUUUGUUGAUAACUAUUUUCACUUGUUUAUAGGAAACACCAUCUCCUCAAACAACAACUCAGGUGAGUCACUUGAAUAAUUUUCAGGCACUGAGCUGGAAAUACAUUCACUACAUUUCAUCUUCCAUUCUGUAAUGUUAAUAAUUUAAAGUUUACAGGAGGUCUCCUUUGAAUAACAGAGUGAAAUGAAAAUCAGCAUUGCAUAAUUUAUAUUUUUUUUAAUUAAUGAAAGGAAUUUUUAUUAGUCUUUGAAGGUAAGAUGGUAUAUCUUUUCGUUGUGACAAGCCUAGUAUAUUCUUUAUGGCGGUAUAACAACAACUCUGUAAUUUAUGAAAACGAGGCCAACACGUGACCGUUUACAACGUAUCAAUAUUGACAAAUAUUGUCACACAAGUGGUGGGAGGAGGGGGCAGGAGAGUAGCUUUCAAAUUGUACAGGCCAAUACAGCCUAGAUCAGGGAAUCACUAAUCUCCUUUUGCCGUCAACACCCAUGUUUAUAGUUUAUACAGUUUUGCUUAUCCGAUUGGUUAAAUAGUUAUUGUGUUUUAUCAUUUUGUAGACGACGCCGAGCACCACAUCAAAGGUAGGUCCUAUAGUAAUGCAUUUGGAGCAUAAAAGUAUAAAAGAGUAUAAAAGAGUAUAAAAGCAGCUUAUUUAGGGGAAUUGAACCAGCUAAGACAGGAAAAAAAGGCCAGUGAUUCAACAGUUGUUCAUAGUAGCAUCCCAUCCCACAACAAGAUUUGCCAAUCCAAAGCCUUCCGAAUUUAAUCAUUAUGAAUUAUCUAUCAUAAAAUUUAUAAAUGCAGAGACUAACAAUCACUUAUACAUGCUGAUUUUGCCAUGGCUUGCUAAUUCAUUCAAUAACUUUGAUUUAAAAUUGCCGCAUAGAAAAUUACAAACAAAUGUAAGAAAAUUUCCCUUACCGCGUAAAAAAUUGUCCUCUUGCCUCUCAACCGUAACUUUGUUCCAUAUGUAUGUCAUUGUGUCUCCCUUUGGACAGUCUAUUUUCCAAAUAUACUGCGGACAGCGCCUUCCCAAAUUAAAGCCAUUGGAAAUUUGUUCUUUUCAUUCUCACUACGGCACAAACAGCCAAUAAGAAGUCCAAAUUGCUAGUGUUUCAUUUGAAGUCCAAAAUUUCGAAAAUUAUGGCCAGAUGCUGUGGGUCGUUUGACGCCAAUUUAACGGGGUUAAUAAGCCAUUCUUCGCAUUUCACUGCACAAACACAAUACGAGGAAAGACGAAUCGCCGGUUUAAAUAUCCUUGGCCAGUAAAAGCUAGAAAUACGGACGAAAAGAGGUUUAUAGCUUUCCUCGUCAAAGAUCGAAAUCGAACGCAUGAACUGCCAUGUUGGUAGUGUUCAACUUUUAUUUAGCUUACACAAAGGGUUGAAUUUCAUUUAAAAUCCGCUGUACGGCUCACUGGUGAGUUCUUUUGCGUGACAACGAGGAUUUAUUUGGGAUUUUGUUGAAAGUUGCUAUUUUUUAUUUAAGUGUGUGUUAGAUACAAUUAUUAGCACUUUUGAAGGAAUAAAUUAUGUUUUUAAUUAACUAUAAAUUAUAUUAACCCAUUCGCUCCUGGGGAUUUUGCCGAAAAACGCGUUUUGAAGCUAGUCGAGUGGUUUUCUGGUCACUGUCGUGCUAUAAAGAGCUAAAACUUACCACAAACCGGUUUACAGGUCGUACACUUGGCGGCCUUCUGAUCCAGAUGCAAAAUAUCAGCUUGCGAAGUUCGGGCAUGCGCAGAAAGCAAAAUUUCGACAUAGUUUUUGGGUUUAAAAGUGACACAGCAGUCUUGACUUUUACUUUUCGCUUUCUCUCUUCCCUUCUUUUUUCGCUUUUCUUGCCUCAUUUUUUUUUUCUCUUGCUGGGCAUUUAGUAGGCUUCAUUUUGGUGGGAAGAGUUUUUAGGAAAGCUUUUAGGAUCUUAGGAUUAGGUGAAAGGAAAGGUAGGUGGGUAAUGGAACAAGAUUUUCAUGGAGAUUUUCAGGUCCUUGUCACGUGGUUUUUUGCUUCUUUCUCCGGUGUCCUUGACUGAAUUGUGCUCAUUCUGGUAUGGUUUGAAAGAUCUCUUCACUCUGCACAAGUUAGCGAAGGAAGUUGUCCUUGACCGUUAAAACUGAUGACGUCACAAAGGGUAGAAAGGACCUGGAUCCGCAGGGGCGGUUACGGGCGGUUCAGGGGCGAAUGGGUUAAACUUAGGAAGAGAAAGGUCGCGUUAGUCCGUGACUGUAUGAAAUUGGCGGGGAGUUUGAAAACACAGGCAAAACUCUAUUAUUGCAAACGAUGUAAAGAAUUUUACUGUUUAUCACUGGACAUUUUCUUAAUAGGGCACAACUCAAGGGAGCCCUAACUUGAAUGCCCAGACUGGAACCAAGAGAAACACCUUCAUAAUAACAGGAGCUGUAGCUGGCGGUAUUCUGUUCAUCGCUUUGAUUUUUCUUAUCUUAUGGCGCUGUAACAACCCCAAGUAAGAUUCAGUUUUAACAAAUACAUACAACUUAUAAAGCGAGAGUGAGGUCAUUACAGGGAAAUCUCAGACCGAGGCCUGAGAUUUCCCUGUAAUGACCGAACGAACGGAACGAGGUUAAUAAGGGUUAUUAUUAAAAAACUGCCAAGUGUCACGCCUAAGGCGUGAUUGUUACGCCUGCGGAUCGAAAACUUGGAUCUCACGCCUACUCACGCCUGUGUUCCGAUUUGUCACGCCUGGCAGAAAAGUUUGAGCCAUUACAUCAUUAACUGACACAUUUUGAAAAAUAUAUUAACUAUUUAAACAAACCAGAACCAGAGAGAGACAAGAAAAGUCUAUGUGGAUGAUCGACUUUCUCCGAAUUCUCUUUUUUCAGUAGGGAAGUCAAUGUUCCUUUGUGUUCCUGUGUUCGUGUUGGACGGAACUCUUCGUAACAUCUUCGGAAGUCUUCGGAAUGUCUUCGGACAUCUUCGUAUAUGAUCGGACCCCUACGAAAAAUCUUGGCACUCUUAAGAUAAAAAAUCUCACUCCUAUAAAUGUAAAAAGGUUGGCAGGUACACAAUAAGAUGGCCUUGUAAUUAUAGAACUGAGCCUGAAUUAAAUUAAAAUCAACAAUUGGUCAGCGGACAACUUAAAAAAACGUCAAACAGUCAGGUGAUACUGGCCAGCGGAUACGUAUACCCUUUAAUACAGCUGUCAAUUGACCAUAACACUGAUGCCCAUGAGAAUGUCCACGUACUAUCAAGUUAAACACAGAUUGUAAAUGCCUAAGACACCUUGCUGGUAAUGCCAAGCCAUUACAUGAAAACAGCCAAUCCAAGCGCGCCUAGUAUUGUAGCCACAUGAUAAAUGUAAUUAUUUACCAUCAUUAUCAAAUAAAGGUGGUCAAUCCAAUGCAAGGCAAUCCAAAAAAGUCGUGGAUCCUAAAUUCUACCCUCUGCAUUCCGGACUUCAGGUACUGGAUACCCGACUGAGAUUCCUUGUCAGUGGGAUUCAAUCAUCAGCGGGAUUCCGGAUUCCUUGAGUUAACUUCUGGAUUCCAAAGCCCAGGAUUUCGCAUUCCAUGAAACAAUUUCGCCAGCAGUUUUUGAUCCCAGCAGUUCCAAAAGCAAAAAAUUCCCGGAUUCUUGAAAUCGGAUUGCCUCACAAAGGCAGUGGGUAUGGUACAAUAAAACCUAAGAAAUAGUAUUCGGUCUCUUGCAUUGGAUAUAGGUUUUACUAGCUGAUUUCAAUAACUUGGAUGACACGCUUUCUUUCAGAAUAUAUUGCGCAUUUUUGACAACGAAAUAUCGUUGUACACAAUGUAUCAAUCGUAUGGUUCUUUCCGACCUAACUAUUAAUAUUGUGGAAUGUUGAACUAUUAAUUUUACAGAAAGCGGGAUCCUCCCCAUCACCGUUUUGAAGGUAAACACUUAAUACAUGUAAAUUUUUUAAACUUUGUAUUUUCAUUCAAUAAUACCCCCUAGUAAGCGUUAUCUGGAAGUCUAACGAAUUACACUUUAAAGUAAUCCGGAAUUUUCCCGAAUAACUGACCGCAUUUUGGAAAGAAUUUUAGGACUGGAGCUAUAUAAGCAUGUAUAGGCAACAACGUUUAUAUUUUUCCACUAGAUGAGACAAGUAAAUGCUUGAAGGCCCUGUCCACACGUAUCCGGAUAUUUUUUAGUCCGCACCUUUUUCUAACUGGAUACGACUUCCGUCCACACGUAUCGAUGAACACGGCAUACGAAUCCGCAACUUUUUGAAUCCGCUGUUCAGAGUAGAAAGGGGGAAUCCGGUUUUUUAAUCCGGAGGGAAAAAGUUGCUGAUUCAAACAUAUCCGGAUACGUGUGGACGGAGCCUAAGAUGCGCGAAAUUAAUAGCGUGCAAUGUUCGAAGUUGCACUUGUUUAAAUUUAAUUAUCCGAUUCAUUUAAAGGUCAGGGAAGGUAUUAAUUCAGUUUUAGGGUAAAUAUGGUGUUGAAUGCUUGAAUGUAAUAUGUUGCAAAACUAAAUGCUAAGAGCUAUAUGACAUGAUUUUCGAGUAUUAAAUAAAUCGCUUAUCUCAAUUAUCAUACCAAAACUAAAGACAAUAAAAGCGUGGAAAAACGAACAGAGAAAAUGUCAGCGCCUCCAGGUAUAAGACGAGCAUUUGCCGAUAGAUAUUUAGACUAUAUAAGAUAUACCAUGUAUAGUUUACUGAUUAAGACUACCUAAAGGUACCAAAGAUAAAAUCAAGUAUCAAACAACUCUUACCAAAUGGCCAUACCGCAAAAAAUUUAAAUACCAUAUAAAGUUUUGUUUCGGGUAGAUUAGGUGGCAUUUUCCUCCAGCUACUCCUUUCCUUUUCUAUGGUAUUUACUUGUGGAUAAUUCGUUAAGGAAAGCCGCAUUCUGAGAGCAAACUUUCUGAGAAAAUGGAACUCAGUGUACGACUCUUCAGUUCAAAUAUAUUUGCAUAGAGUACACGCUGUUUGUUUCGUCAACCUUUGUUUUUGAAUAGACCACGCACGCCCCUGCGCUUUUGGAGCAAAAUAUAUCAACCAAUAAUAGCGGUGAUGCAAAUUCCCCAAGGGGAGUUCUGAGGCCGCUCAAACGCUGACAUAGAUCUUUUUUGGCAAAAAAAAUACAUCAAUCCUCUGCCCCAUCCCCCACCCCUCUCCUUUCUCAUGAAUCCCACUUGUGCAUGUUUAGCAAAUAAAUAAGAAAUUGAAGCACUAUGUAACUCAACAUUAUUUGUUCUGUAGGGUCAAUUUCCAGUCCAGUUAGCCCGGUAAGUCUGAUACUUCGUCUUUACUUUCCUUUUAAAUAGUCCGGCAUAGAAUGUAUAAUGUUGUAGAAUUCCUUCUAAUAUUAAAAAUGUAAUUUAGUUAAUAAAUGCAAGCCUCCUAAUUAUUUGUCCAUCACCCUGACAAGUUGAAGCAAAUGAGAAGAAAAGAGAAAAAAAAAAGAAACAAAGAAAAAAAAGAAAAAGAAACAAAGAAACAAAGAAGAAAAAAGUGCUAGGACCCUUCCUUGAAAGUAGUAAAGUUGCUGAGUUCUCUUUCGGGGCUGCAACAUAGAGAAGUGGGUGCAUGGGGAAGGGGGGUGGUAGUAAAGAGAGAUGAACCCAAAGCCGGUGAACGGAUACAAAAUUACUUGGAAGGCCUUUUUGUUAGUUCCUCAUUGUGCAUCAGAGUAGUCUGAUAGAGCAAUUGCUGUUCAUUUUAGAUGAAUCGUCACUCGAUUCCUGUUUACACGGACGCUGCUCAUCUUACACCAUAUGGAGAUUUCAGCAUGCGAACAAAUAGCAUAGGUAUUCUUUCUAUUUGCUAUGUAUAUAUUUUUAAUGAUUCAACCUACAUGCAUGAUAAGUUCCGGUGAUGAAAUAACGUGACAUAGAUAAAAGAAAAGAAAUGUGAAAUGAUGUAACUGAGGAAGCAUGAAAAGUGCAUAACUCGUUUUGAUAAUGUUACCCUUAUUAAAAUGAUGUUAACAUACACGUGAGCAAAGAGUUUUACGGAGUGAAUGAUCCUGACUUCACACCAACCUUUUAUUUGGGUAGUGUGAUCUUCUGUAUCGGUCACGCGUUUGGAAAUCACUUAACAACAACAACAACAACAACGAUAUUGAGCAAAAAUAAAUUAUAAAUAACUUAAUGUUAACUAAAACAAAACAGAACAUAAUGCCUAUUUGUUACAUAAUGUUUAAAAAGCUUAUUUUUCCGUUUUAAUAGAUUUUCGAAUACCCAGUGAAAUCCAAGGUUUGGACUUAAAUUAGAUUUCUUCUUAUUUACUUUUUCCAAAGGAGAAUUAAUGUUUAUCUUCGUUAAGAGAGUAAAUUAAAAACGAUCAUAUGUUUUAGUUUGAUCAAUGCCUUUUCCUUAGAGCAUUAAGUUUGCCGGGAAAUGCCUGAUAGAUAUUUGAACUAAUGUAAGCUUCUUGAUGAGCUGUGCUCUAUGCUGAGCUUUUACGCAAAAUGCUCGUAAACUGCUACUUUAUUUUCCAAAUUAAGUUCGCGAACAUUAGAAAAAGCGUUAUUUUAAGAAAAAAAAACAAUUGAUUUCUACGAAUUAUUCACAAACGGAAACGGUUUUUUUUCGUAAUAUUUAUUUUGAAAUGCUCGAUCAAGCAAUUAACUAUCGUUUCUCUUACGAACGAAAGGUCUUUAGCAUCACAUUAUGGUUGAUGUUGUCAAAGUUGACAGCAGAAAACUACAAGGACAAAUACUAAUCUUAUAUCUUAUAUUAUUUAACGUUUCUUUCCUGAAUUGUCGAAUUAAAAUUCUAACCACAUUAAUAAUCGUUUGAUCGAUUUUUUAAAUUCUCUUUGCCAGUACCACUUAAGAAUUUUUCAAUGAUACUGAAGCCGUUUGUCAGCGCUUUGCUUAGCUUUGCUUAUCUGGCCGUUCAACUCGUUACAAUUCGUACGUAAGUUCUCCUUUUUUUAAAUCUGUUUUUUGUUUUUAGAAAACCCAGCCUACAGGAGGGCCUCAGAUGGAGUGGUACUAGGUCCCCAAUACAGGCAUGGCUCUCUGUACUCGGAUAGCUUUCCAUAUGGGGCCCCACCCAGGCCGCCACAAGGAAAAGGAGGUAGCUUGAACGGACAAGUCAACCCAGCCCUUUCGAUGGAUGACGACGUCAUCACUAUGAAUCCGCUAUAUGAAGGACAAGUUGUAGACCACAGGGAUCUUGACGAGCUUAACUGCAGUGAUUUUGCUGUUUACCCCGAGCAAAUUGUUCUUGAGGACCGCAAAAAUCCAUAUGGAGAGGGUAAUUUUCAAAAAAUAAUAUUCCUUAAUAUCAGAUUGUCUAUUCUAAUCAGUGCAGUUGCUGAUUGCACAAGUAAACGGCACGUGAAAAUGUUUACUCGAAAUGAGAGACAAUGAAAAUAUAGAUAUUUUUAACAGCAUGAAUUGAAAAUUGGUUCGAAAAAAAAAUCAUUGAAACUAAAACCUCAGGUGAAUAGGUAAUUCUUUACUUUUGAAUUUUGGUGACGUCAAGAAUACCUUUCAAUUUUAAAAAAUAAAAAUAAAUUGUUUGUUUGCUUUAAUAAUAUUAAUUAUGUAGUAGGGUAAAAAUUUAAAGUGGAAAGAGUUGAAAACUGAAGGGUUUGAACGUGGGAUAUAAAGACUGUAAUGAUUCCUGCGGUAAUUAGGGCGAUCAGGGUGAUUAACUACACAUGUCUUGCGGAAUGUGGUUUCAAUUACGUGAAUAUAGUGUCUGCUUUUACUUGAAUAUAACUUGAAUAGAAAUGAAGCCGAUAAAACCUUAUGGAACAAUAAUGAUAAUGAUAAUGUAAUGCUCAUGUUAAGCUAAAGCUAAUGAUAAUAACAAUAAUAAAAUACUUUUUUUUUUUUUUUGCAGAAUUUGACCAGACAUACGACUGUCCCGAGGAAAUCCUUAACUCCAAGGCAGGAGUUCCAGAACCAGUACCUGUUUUCUAUGUACUAGAUGACCCUUACCCAGAAAGCAUUUCAAGCACGUUUGGGCACGGAGAGAAUGUCAGGGGGCGCCCAGACGGAAACGUUUACGAUGAACCUGAGGUGAACCUCACCCCUGACGGAUCGUUUAUAGUUAUGGACAGUCCAAGUGGUAUGUCUUCCCUUUAAGGCCGAAGAGUGACCAAUAUCAAUUUUCUCCUUGAAAUAUCAAUGCAUGAUCAAGUGAAAAGGUUGUGAGAAUUUAUAAAAUGAUCACCAGAGGAAAACUGCCAUGUUCUUUUAUCAAUUUUUCUGAACUUUAAAGAAAUACGCGCAAGUAAUUCAUAAUCUCAUACAAAAAAAUUACCCUUUUUUUUACAGAAUGCAUCCUCAUCUCCUUUUAUUUAUUUAUUUUUUUUCCUUUGCCUAGCCGUCGCCUAUACUCGUGGAUAUGACGACCAACCACGUGGCGAAGACUUACAGAAUAGGCGUAGAAGUCAGGGUAUCUUGAAGGUUGGCUCAACGUCCCCAAGAGGCCAAGGUUAUUACUCCCAUUCAAGCAAUGCUCGAAAUUAG